CAGCACAGGUGGAGUGUGUGUGCAUGCGUUUGUGCAUGUGCGUGUGUGUUUUUGUAGCAGCGGCAGGAGCGCGUUGACUUCACACACAAACACACUCUUUUCCGGGCCUGUCCUGAUGGUGUCUAUCCUGUGUUGUGCUCCAGAUGAGCUGCUGGAUGUAACCUGGCUCCAUAAGUGCUAUGAAUGACUCCCUGGAUGAGACGCGCAGCCUUGGGGAGAAAGCGGCCAUAUUUCGGGGAGCGAAAGGCAGUGGGAACGUCGUCGGGUCGGCCUUCAUCCCAUUGUGCUCCCCCUUGCAGCCACCCAAUGCUGCGGUCUCCACACACUUCAAGGGAAAUAGAAAAAGUAGAGCGGUGGAUGAAACACAAAUGGGACACGUCCCAAAUCCCUUCCCAGAGUUGCUGCCGGCCGCUGUCUCUCUAGUGUCUGAGUGUCUGUUACCCUGGACCAAAAACAGUGCGACUCAGGUAAUCAAAGUGUACAGUGAAGACAACACAAGCCGUGCAGUGGAGGUGCCCAGUGACAUCACUGCCCGGGACAUAUGCCAGCUGUUCAUCCUGAAGAACCACUGCAUCGAUGACCACAGCUGGACCCUGUUUGAGCAGAUCCCACAUCUGAGUAUCGAGCGAACCAUAGAAGACCAUGAGUCGGUUAUGGAGGUUCAGUCAGGCUGGGGAAUGGACUCACACUGUUGUCUGUACUUCAGGAAGAAUUAUGCCAAAUACGAGUUCUUCAAGAAGCCUCUUGACUUUUUCCCAGAGCACAUGGUGUCUAUAUCCAGUGAAACCAAUGGAAUCAUGAACCACUCACAACUUAUACAGGAACCCAGACACUUGCAGUUCAUUGCAGAGUUCAGUGACAGUGACGUCUACACGUUAUUAUCUGCCAAAAAAGUUUACGGCGCCCCGACAGACUACGGCUUCUGUGUGAAGGCAAGCAAGUUGAAUUCUGCACGUGAUCUGAAACUGCUCUGUGCGGAUGACGAGCAAACCAGGACGUGUUGGGUUACAGCCAUGCGCCUCUUCAAGUACGGCAUGCAGCUUUACCAGAACUUCGUCCAGCCCCAUCAGAAGCAGAAGAGUUCUCCAAUGAGGAGCAUCUCGGAGAACUCACUGGUGGCCAUGGACUUCUCAGGACACAAGAGUCGGGUGAUCGAGAACCCGUCCGAGGCGCUGUCAGUGGCUGUGGAGGAGGGUCUGUCGUGGAGGAGGAAAAGCUGCCACAGGCUGAGCUCUCAUGGUAGUCCGUCCACCUCUCAGAGCUCCAUGUCCAGCAUAGCUAUCCAUGUGGCUCAGCCGUGGUUUCACAGCAAACUGUCCCGGGACGAGGCUCAGAAACUAAUCACUCAGCUGGGCCUCAUCGAUGGGGUGUUUCUGGUAAGGGACAGUCAAAGUAACCCGAGGACAUUUGUUCUGUCACUGUGCCAUACGCAGAAAAUCAAACACUUUCAGAUUGUACCGGUUGAAGAGAACGGCGAGCUCUUCUACAGUCUGGACGACGGACACACGCGUUUCACUGACCUGCUGCAGCUAGUGGAGUUUUACCAGCUGAACAGAGGCGUUCUGCCCUGCAAGCUCAAACAUCACUGUGCCCGCAUCACCCUCUGAACCGCAGCUUGUGCCUUGGACAGGAAACCCUUUCACUGUCCACUCCCUGAUGAGCAUUAGGCUCUGAACUCUGAACUCUGAGACUGUGAUAAGCACGAGCAUCACUAAACAGACUGGACUUCUGAGGACCCUGAUAUUCAGCGAGGGAUGAUCUGUGGUCUGUGGUGCGCAAAUGUAGAUGGGAAUGUAUAACGUACUCUGUCCUGAUACAAACACUCUCAGUGUGGAUGAGACCAUCUUAUUAAGCUAUCAAUCAAAGCUAAGGUUUAACGGCAGACCAGCUGGGUCUCUGUAUGGUGUGAGCAAACUACAGCCGGGUGCACAUGCUACGAUUUUUCCUUUUGCCAUCUAAGACUAAUCCUGGGUAAAAGACUUCUUUCAGCUCAAAUAGGGUACAGUUUUUU
This is a messenger RNA of Sinocyclocheilus grahami, 2011 nucleotides long. It is a transcript of the gene grb14, whose product is annotated as growth factor receptor-bound protein 14. Gene Ontology annotation, cellular component: cytoplasm; plasma membrane. Bases 180 to 1607 code for a protein of 475 amino acids. NCBI's taxonomy places the organism in Eukaryota, Metazoa, Chordata, Actinopteri, Cypriniformes, Cyprinidae. The transcript has 13 exons. Gene Ontology annotation, biological process: insulin receptor signaling pathway; negative regulation of insulin receptor signaling pathway. The record is from RefSeq and is a predicted model, not a curated record.